AUCGGUUAUGAAAAUUGAACUUAAGAUCAGCACGAAUCUCUUUUUAUGGAACAAAAUCCGUUUUGUCCAAAAUUUAAAUGUUAGAAAUAGAAUUUAAUCAUUUCGUAGAUUUUUGAUUUAUAUGAAACAUUUUGAACAUGUGUUGAAGUGAAAAGAAUCAAAGUCUGGCCGUUUGAGACAAGCCUGUAAAAGUCAAUCCAGUAACUUUACAAUGAUGUUUACAGAAAAGCCAAAUCUUGGGAAGUGACAGAAUCUACAGUCAUUCAAGCCCUUUUUAUAUCUUAUCAUUUUGUUUCUACUUAUUACUUUUAAUCUCAGCUCAAGAACCUGUUCUGCAUUUUGAGCUGUGAAAAUGGGAAGAGAAAGCAGAGGUUAUGGAGAUGAGAGCUCUAGUGAUCCUCUGCUUCCAGGUGCUGUGGCUGAUGAGAGUUUCUCCGGUGAGGCUUCCGCGACAGUGGUGGUUGUUUUCAGCACUUUGGUGGCUGUUUCUGGCUCCUAUGUUUUUGGCUCAGCUAUUGGCUUUUCAUCGCCUGCACAGACUGGGAUCAUGGAUGACCUUGGUCUCACUUUAGCAGAGUAUUCACUUUUUGGUUCGAUCAUGACGAUUGGAGCAAUGUUGGGUGCUGUUAUGAGUGGGAAGCUAGCAGAUCUAUUUGGUCGGAGAGGUGCUAUGGGAUUUUCAGAGAUGUUCUGCUUACUAGGAUGGGCAGGAAUAUUAUUCUCAAAGGGUCCUUGGUGGCUUGACUGUGGAAGACUGUCCAUAGGUUACGGUGUUGGGCUUCUUUCAUACGUGGUACCCGUGUACAUAGCAGAAAUAACACCUAAGAAUCUUAGAGGAGCAUUUACGACAGUUAAUCAGUUUAUGAUAUGUUGUGGCGUAUCAGCAAUGUAUCUAGUCGGAAAUUUCAUCUCUUGGCGUAUCCUGACUAUACUUGGAAUUGUUCCAUGUGUGUUGCAUCUUCUGGGGCUGCUCUUCAUUCCUGAGUCCCCUAGAUGGCUGGCCAAAAUUGGUAGGGAGAAAGACAGUGAAUCUGCUUUACAGCGCCUUAGGGGAAAGAAUGCAGACAUAUCGGCAGAAUCUGCUGAAAUUAGAGAUUACAUAGAAACCCUUCAACAACUUUCGGAUACUAGCUUUCUCGACUUAUUUCAGAGGAAAUAUUCUCACUCGCUAAUUGUCGGAGUUGGUCUAAUGGUAUUGCAGCAAUUAGGAGGGGUGAACGGGAUUACGUAUUAUGCAAGUGCUAUUUUCAUAUCAGCAGGUUUUUCAAGUAGAUUUGGCACCAUAGGAAUGGUAUUUGUUCAGGUCCCCAUGACGUUGUUAGGCGUACUGUUGAUGGAUAAAUCGGGUCGCAGACCACUACUACUGAUUUCGGCAGCAGGAACAUGCUUGGGCUGCUUCUUUGUAGGAUCUUCGUUUUUGCUGCAGGACCUUCAACUGUGGAAAGAGAUCAGUCCAGUAUUAGCACUUUCUGGUGUACUGAUUUUUACUGGAUCAUUCUCAUUAGGCAUGGGCGGAAUUCCAUGGGUUAUAAUGUCCGAGAUAUUCCCGAUAAAUAUUAAGGGGCCAGCUGGGAGUCUUGUGACGGUUGUCAACUGGUUCGGAACCUGGGUGAUUUCAUAUGCUUUUAAUUUUCUAAUGGACUGGAGCUCAGAAGGGACGUUCUUCACGUUCUCUGUUUUCUGCGGAUUAACCAUUGUUUUCGUGGCAAAGCUGGUUCCAGAGACCAAGGGCCGGACACUGGAAGAAAUACAAGCAUCCUUGAACUGAUAUGAGACAUUUAUAAGCAAUAAGAUGAUAUUUAUACUUCACUUAUUGAUUAUUUCUGUUUUCGUAUAAGCCAACCCUGGCUCAUAAAGUGACUUUUCAGCAGCAAUCUGUUUCAAAAAGUUCAAGUGACGUCUGGGAAAUGUUGGAAAUCAGGUUCCUUGUACCUCAAAACUCCUUUUUAGAAAUAAACUUCCCUGCAUAACUAA
Daucus carota subsp. sativus is the source of this 1974-nucleotide messenger RNA. RefSeq names its product sugar transporter ERD6-like 5. Gene Ontology annotation, biological process: transmembrane transport; carbohydrate transport. Gene Ontology annotation, cellular component: membrane. Lineage: Eukaryota; Viridiplantae; Streptophyta; Magnoliopsida; Apiales; Apiaceae. Bases 353 to 1768 code for a protein of 471 amino acids. The record is from RefSeq and is a predicted model, not a curated record. Gene Ontology annotation, molecular function: sugar transmembrane transporter activity. The transcript has 18 exons.